CAAAUAGUAAACAAGAAAUUGGAAAAUAGUAAAAAAGAGAAAUUUAUAAAUAGUAAACAAAUUGAAAAAUACAAAAACAAAGAAUUUAUAAAUAGUAAAAAAAGAAAGGAAAGAAAAAUCGAAAAUGUCCGCCUACAAUAUUUUGCUCACCCACUGUCGAAGUAACAUGUAUUUAAUCGUCGGCAUUUGCCUCGGUCUCUCAAUGAGUUUACUCUUUGCACCGAUGGAAAUAAACGAUUGUGACGAUUUGGGGGAAACACUGCCAUUCCCAGCGAGGCAGGACUUCCAGGACGAUUACGAGCCGAAAAUUAAUGUCAACGACAAGCCGCAGAAGGCGCAAAAAACGCCAAAGUCCUUUAUACGUCCACGUUAUUAUUCCACGGAAUUGGGAAUAAGGGAAAAAUUAUUCGUCGGCAUUAUCGCAACACGUGAACAUCUCUACAGUCGAGGUGUUGCUCUCAAUAAAACAAUUUCUCAUCUUGUCGAUAAAAUGCGCUUUUUCAUAUCAAUACCCGAGGGAACAAAACCGAAUGUCACUUUACCGGGUAUUGUCGGUUUCACCGACACAAGAAAUUUGUUGAAACCAUUUCACGUUAUGAAGUAUAUUACUGAUAAUUAUCUCGAGGAUUAUGAUUACUUUUUUCUUAUUAAAGACACUGGUUUUGUGAAUGCGAGAAAAUUGCGCGAUUUCGUUGGGAAAUUGAGUGUCAGUCAGGAUAUUCAUUUGGGAAUCGGGAGCGAGGUGGAAAAUUAUUGUUCUCUAGAUGCUGGGAUUUUAUUGAGUAACUCAAUAGUCAAAGAGGUGAAAUCAAAUUUGGAUUGGUGUGUAAAAAACACAUUUUCCGACUCCGAUGAUGUUAACUUCGGUCGUUGUAUUUUGCGCGCAAUUCCCGUGCCUUGUGCAAAUUCCGCUCAGGGUGUGAAUUUUCACACGACAAAUUUGCCGGAGAAUUUUAAUUUUCAAACGGAUUUUCGCCAGUUGACAAAGGAGAAACACUUCGGGGAGACAAUAUCAAUUUUUCCCCUUUCAGAGCCAAAAGACGUUUAUAAAAUCAACGCCUACUUCACAUCGAUCGAAUUAUCAUCAGUGAAUCAGGAGAUAAAUCACCUUCGUCGCAAAAUAACCGAAACUUUCGACUUCGGUCCGGAAAAUCAAGAAAACAUGACGUGGCCAAUUGGAAAUCAACCUGGAAACAAGGCAAUGGGUCGUUUCGAUAUUUUGCAUUGGUCGUAUUUCAAUGAGACGCAUCUCUUCAUGAAGAACGACAUUGAAACACAACGUGAAUUGAGCGGAAGUCUAAAGCGUGAAAUUAAUCAGAUUCUCCACGCGGCAAUUAAUCAUGUUAUUGAAAAAUCGAAGGGAAAAUUGAUAUUCAAAAAUUUGCUGAACGGUUAUCGUAAAUUUGACGCCUCACGUGGUAUUGACUACAUUCUGGAUAUUAAUUUUACGACCAAUAGUCAGACGUUGAAGGAGGAGAGGAAGAAUUUUAUCAAGAGAAUCGAAAUUUGUAAACCGUUGGGAAAAGUGGAAAUAUUGCCAGUGCCGUACGUUACAGAAAAUUCGAGAAUUAACAUGAUUCUUAUUGUUGAUUCGUCGAGAAUUGUUGAGACGAUGAAGUUUUUGGAGCAUUUCGCCGAAAUUUGUUUGGAGAAAAAGGAUAAAGUCGUCUUGAUGAUGGUUUUGCUUUACGAUCCGAAUUCGGCGUCGAAGGGCAAAGACGACACUUUCUUCGAAUUGAAACGUAACGCACUGUCAUUGUCGGAGAAAUACAAGAAGGAUUUAGCGAAAGUCACUUGGCUGUCGAUUCGAUUGCCGUUCGCUUUUAAUUCGAUUGAAAUGGAACCUUUGCUGAAAAUCGCAAUUGCCGAUUUGGCAGUGAGAAAGUUUUCACCCGACAGUUUGAUACUUUUCAUCGAAUUGGGAAUGGAAAUAAGAACCGAUUAUCUCAAUCGUGUCCGAAUGAAUACGAUAAAUCAAUGGCAGGUCUUUAGUCCAAUUCCGUUUGUCGAAUUUCAUCCGGAUAUUAUUUACACUGAGAGUAAAAAUGUCGAGUUCGAUGUGAUUCGCAAUUUAGGACGUUAUAACGAUUUUAAUUUUAAUUCCGUUGGUUUUUACGCUAAGGACUACACAAACACUCGAAAAUUGAUUGAGGGAAAAGUUCCAAUUGUUCGAACGGACAAGGACAUUGCGAUGGUGAUAAAAUCGAAAACAUUAUUGGACUCAAUUUUCGAGAUGUUCGUCACAUACAGUGAAUUGCAUGCGUUUCGCGCCGUUGAGCCAAGCUUGAAAAUUCGUUACAAAAAUGUAAAUUGCAAUGGAACGAGGAGGGAGGAUAUUUUCGAAAACUGCAAAAAACAACAAAAUUUACAACUCGCUCAUCGUGGCGAAUUGACGAAAUUAAUUCUCGAAUACCAAAGUGAAUUGUGAGAUUAUUUUACAUAACUUCUAUUUUCGAUUUUGAGAUUUAUCGAAACAAAAAAAUACUCAACUUUUCCCGUUUAGUGAAAUUAUUAUAUAAUGGCAGGGCUCGAAUUAGUGAAAGUAUUUAAAAACAAAUUAAAUUUAAAUUUACAAACCUAGUUCGAGUCCUGUAUAGUAGUAUAAUUUUAUUACUUUUAGCACUCAGAUUUUAAUAUUAUCAAAAAGAAAAAACUGAUUUUAUUCAUAAAAAUG
Messenger RNA from Leptopilina heterotoma, 2674 nucleotides. RefSeq names its product chondroitin sulfate synthase 2 (gene Chpf). The transcript has 6 exons. The coding region runs from base 125 to 2428 and encodes 767 amino acids. Gene Ontology annotation, cellular component: Golgi cisterna membrane. NCBI's taxonomy places the organism in Eukaryota, Metazoa, Arthropoda, Insecta, Hymenoptera, Figitidae. Gene Ontology annotation, molecular function: glucuronosyl-N-acetylgalactosaminyl-proteoglycan 4-beta-N-acetylgalactosaminyltransferase activity. The record is from RefSeq and is a predicted model, not a curated record.